Polyodon spathula (Mississippi paddlefish) is the source of this 2154-nucleotide messenger RNA. Its product is annotated as fibrinogen C domain-containing protein 1-like. The record is from RefSeq and is a predicted model, not a curated record. The coding region runs from base 821 to 1414 and encodes 197 amino acids. The transcript has 2 exons. NCBI's taxonomy places the organism in Eukaryota, Metazoa, Chordata, Actinopteri, Acipenseriformes, Polyodontidae.
CCUGUAGCCUGAAGCGCUGGUGAGUGCACAUGACUGGGGUUUGUUAAUCUGCUAUAGCACUGCUCAUGUCAGACCCAGCUCUUCAAAUCCUAGCGAAAUACCUCCUCAUGCUGAUCAGGGUUCUUAGCUAGGACAGGCUCAGAGAGGGAUUUAUCCUUUUACAACAGGGCUGGAGAUUUCCAGUGUAUUGCACGGACGCCACAAAAUGCAUUAGCGUGGCUUCUGUCUGCAGCUGUUUCUGUAAUUAAGAGAUUGAGAAUUUAGGUGCCUGAUCUAAUAUGCAGGGAAUGUGUUCUUUUUAAACUACUUUUGUCAAGUAACUGGGGAGAGGAGGAAUGAAGUCUGAUUUCUGAGCAACUGAAGUGAGAAAUUGAAUAAUCUUAACAGACACUGUACCCUGGUGAAGAUUUAUUGCAAGACAACAGUGGAGUGGAAUUCAAUCUGUUUUGCUGUUUCACUUGCCGAUGACUGUUAUAUAUAUAUAUAUAUGUAUAUAUGCUUGCAGACUGUGUUUUGAAAUUGGAAGAUAUUAAAGCUGUUUUUUUUAAAGCUUCCUUCUUUAGAGGAAUACAGAGCUGAAUCCACGGAUCUGAAUUGGUAGAAGUACAUAUGUAAUAUACAUCUUUGUGAUGUUGAUUUCCUGCUGGACCUAGAAACGUACGGAUCUGUGCUGUGUGUAUUGAAUUUAGUUGUAGCCACUGUUUUUUUUUUAGUUUUUAUUUUAUAAAAUCUUGGAAUAACUCCUGGGGAAUCACCCCCCCCCCCCCCCCCCCCCCCCAACCUGUAAUUCAGACAGGCUGAUUUGAAAGGUUUCCGGAGAAUGGUAAAUGAUCGAUGGAAAACCAUGAACACUGUUUCAGAGCUUGAAGAUGGACAACAACACAAACCUCAGAGGAUGAGCUGUGGCUACCUUCUCUGCACCAUUCUCCUCUUUGUGGCCGUGCUGCUUGCCAUAACGGUGACGGGCACCAUCUUGUUUAUGAACCACUACCACGCUGCCGUGACGGAAGGCCCACCACUCAUCAGCACCAACAAGGACGAGAAAAACGCCUUGGUGACGGUGGAGAAGGCCGCCGGCUCCCGGAUAAACAUCUUCAUCGACCCCAACUGCCCCGACUACAACAGCAACUUCCUGCGCCUGGAAGGGGUGCAGACGUCUCUCCUGCACUCCCUGACAGACCACGACUCAGACCUGAAGUCGGUGAAGGGUCAGGACAGGGCUCUGCUGGCAAGACUGGCAGAGGAGGUCAGCAAGCUGUCAGCGUACACCGGGCAGCUAAAAAUGGAUUACGAGGCCCUGAGGAGAGGCCAGAGCACUCUGGGGCAAGAGCUGAGCACCCUCCAAACAGAACAGGGCAGGUUGAUUCAGGUAAAUCUUUGUCUGGAGUGGUUAGGGAAUCCCUCAUGGUUUUAAUGAGCUUAUCGUUCCAAACAGGCCCAACAAUGAGUAAAGUGUGACUCUGCUGCUUCACCUUCGAGGUAACGGAUAAAUGAUUGUUAAUCAGCUCAGUCACGGUUUAAAUUUUCCUUGAAAGUACACAAACAGCAUCUAAACCAGAGGCUAGAACGGUUUUUCAUCCCGGUGUAUUUGAAGUUAGCAAGCCCAGUAGCCUUGGGAAAAAAAACUGCCAAGCAGAGACAGACACGACAUAUCCAUACAAUUGCAAAAUUUCAAACAUAAUAGCAGCUCUUGAGGGUGUAUGUGGUACAAUGGAGCAACCCACAUCAAACAGAACACAUUUCAUUAGCAGAUGUGAUGGAUUAGGUUUUAGUGUAAAACUGAACAUGAUGGUGGGGCCCUACAGCUUUAAAGGGGUGAAAUGUAGAAAGACACACAAAAUAUUCCAGAAAACGUCUCUGUUGUGCAUUUUCAUUUGCUCUUUUUGGUUCAGUUGUGCAGUUUCAAACACAUACAGUUGCAAACAUGUACUUUCAUUUCAUAACAUAUCUGCUUCUACACUAGGUGAAUGAAAGUUCUCAGUUUGCAAGCCUUACUUUCAGUUAGUCUGUUACUGUUUCACUUCCCAGGUCAUCUCACCUUGGCAGUGUGUUUGGUUUGGGGUCAGACUAUGUCACUGGCUGCAAAGAAUGUCAGUCAACCAGGUGAUUGGUUUAUGAAAGAAAAUAAGGCAAUGAGGUACAGUAUUGUAGACA